Schizosaccharomyces octosporus yFS286 is the source of this 875-nucleotide messenger RNA. Its product is annotated as 60S ribosomal protein L24. The coding region runs from base 91 to 540 and encodes 149 amino acids. The transcript has a single exon. The record is from RefSeq and is a predicted model, not a curated record. Lineage: Eukaryota; Fungi; Ascomycota; Schizosaccharomycetes; Schizosaccharomycetales; Schizosaccharomycetaceae. Gene Ontology annotation, biological process: cytoplasmic translation. Gene Ontology annotation, cellular component: cytosolic large ribosomal subunit. Gene Ontology annotation, molecular function: mRNA binding; structural constituent of ribosome.
UGCACUUUCAAGUGUUCUGCAGGACGUAGUGUCAGUGGUAGUGAACAGUUCGACGAACUUUUUCAAAGACCCUUCCCAAAACAAGCCAAAAUGAAGGUGGAAAUCUGCUCAUUCUCCGGUGCUAAAGUUUACCCAGGAGCUGGAAGACUUUUUGUUCGUGGUGACAACAAGGUUUUCCGCUUUGUAAACAAGAAGUCUGAAAGCCUCUUCUUGCAACGCAAGAAUCCCCGUCGCUUGUCUUGGACCGUCCUUUACCGUCGCAUGCACAAGAAGGGUCUUUCUGAAGAAUCCACCAAGAAACGCUCUCGCCGUACUGUUAAACACCAACGUGGUGUUGUCGGUGCUUCCGUGGAUGUCAUCAAGGAAAAGCGUAACCAACGCCCUGAAGUCCGUGCUGCUGCCCGUGCCUCCGCUUUGAAGCAAGCUAAGGACAAGAAGGCUACUUCUAAGUCUGAGAAGAAGGCCGGCAAUGCCAAGUCUUCUGCCGGUGCUGCCCGUGGUCAAGCCAUCAAGAACGCUAAGGCCGCUGCUGCUCAAUAAAAUGAACGACAGCUUCAUAUAAUAAGAUGACAUUCUGUACAUUUAUGCUGCAGAUAUUGUAAAAACUGUAUAACUGAUAUCACCAAUAGUAAUAUGUGAAUUUUUUUUAAUCUUACACAAAAGAUCAUUGGAUCACAAUUAGAAAAUCUCUACCAUAUAGCCUUCAUGCUUAACAUAAGCUAACAAUAAAUCUCAGUGAUAAUACUACUAGUAAUGUAUCCAAUAUCUACGAUGAAAGAAGAAAAUCAUGACUUGUGUAUAAAACUAGCAUAAUCUACUCUAUGUUUUUGGCUUGAUAAAGCAAAAUAUAAGCACUGUCAGCUUCACCACCGCCA